AUGCCAUCUCAAAUGGAACACACCAUGGAAACUAUGAUGUUCAUGUGUCACAAAUUUGCUGGGGAUAAAGGCUACUUAACAAAGGAGGACCUGAGAGUACUCAUGGAAAAGGAGUUUCCUGAAUUUUUGGAAAAUCAAAAAAGACCCUUUACGCAGGGGACAAAAAUAACGAAGGACCUGGAUCAGUGCCAAGACAGCAGAGUGGGCUUCCAGAGCUUCUUUUUGCUAAUUGUUGGGCUCACCAUCACAUGCACCGCCUAUUUUGUAGUACACAUGGAGCAGAAGGGAAGGAAGUAG
Molecule: messenger RNA, 297 nt
Organism: Pteronotus mesoamericanus
Lineage: Eukaryota; Metazoa; Chordata; Mammalia; Chiroptera; Mormoopidae
Product: protein S100-A10-like
Exons: 1
Coding region: 1-297 (98 amino acids)
Cellular component (GO): cytoplasm
Molecular function (GO): calcium-dependent protein binding; calcium ion binding
Source: RefSeq, a predicted model, not a curated record